CAGAGCAACUAAAACGUCGUCGACAAAUAAAGACAACUUCUCUUCUCCUUCCUUAAUUCUUCUUCCUCCAUGGCUUCUUCUGUCCAUGAAGAUGAAUUUGGCUUUGGAUUUGAUGAAGGCAUGCUACGCUGCUUGCCCUCUAAUGUUGUCCACGAGGCAUGCCUCCAUAAGGUUCACAUGAGGCGCUCCCACCAGAAUCAUCAUCAACUCCGUCACCACAAAUCUUCAGUAGAACCACAGUACUCAAGAUCAUCACAUCAAAGGCCGAAACUAGCCAAUGGCGGAUUUGGAAUGCAAGCAAUUUUCCUGGAAUCUGGGCAGAAAUCGUGUGGAACAGGUGUAUUCUUACCCCAAACAGCAGGCACAAACUUCCAAACUGGCAAGAAGAAGCCAGGCUGUGCUCCUGUGCUACUCCCAAACCGAGUGAUUCGAGCUCUAAAUCUCAACGUGCACACCUUAGGCUUGCAAAUUUCACCCCGCCAAGACCCAAAAUAUGAGGCCAGAUGUGGAGAAGAUUUCAAUAAAUCAGGCAAGAAGAAAUAUGACCAGAAAAAUAUGUCAAAGCAAGACGAUGGCGUUGAUCAAAGUCACUGCCCAGCAAGGAUUUUUCUUCCAAAGGAAUGGACUUAUUAAGAAGCUAUCUAUCAUCUGCAUAAUAUCAUCACAGGGGAGCCCAUCUGCAAUAAAUCUAAGCGUCGCAUAUAAUUUCGAUAGUGUGUGCUGCUUUCUGUGUUUCAUUCUUUAACAAUGUUUUUUUCCCUCUCCAAUAUAAUAAUUAACAGCACAUAGUUUUUUUUUUUCUUUUUAGAGUAUUGUAGUUUCUAUACACAAUCAGUGUAUUAAUUAAGGGUGUACCAUUGUUGUUACGCUAUUAUUAUGCGAUACUUAUUAGUGAAAAUUAGCCAAUGAA
Neltuma alba is the source of this 910-nucleotide messenger RNA. RefSeq lists its product as uncharacterized. The record is from RefSeq and is a predicted model, not a curated record. Bases 70 to 633 code for a protein of 187 amino acids. The transcript has 5 exons. NCBI's taxonomy places the organism in Eukaryota, Viridiplantae, Streptophyta, Magnoliopsida, Fabales, Fabaceae.